GCUCUUGCAGGUUCAAAGAAUCUAUCUUUAAGGAAUUCAUUUUAGUUGAAGAUUCUCUUGAGGGAACUCUUCAAGCUAUCCAUUUCUCCGAUAUGGAAUAUAAUAAUAAGAGUGAUGAUGGUCCAUUGCCAAUUUUUUCUCUUGCAAAACUUGAUAAUAGUUCUGCAGAAACUACUAUUCGAUUAAAAGGAAAUUUUACUGAUAUAGUACUUGAAGAGCAGGUCACAUAUCGUCUAUAUAAAAGAUACUUUGAUAUCAACACUGUUAAGAUUCUAAAAAUGCUCAAAGAGCUUGAUAAGAAAGAAAAUUCAUUGUUUUUGAACAUAUUGAAAAAUCCAAAUACAUGGGGAAAUUCCUUAUCUGAAAAAUACACAUAUUUAAAGGAAUUAAAGGAUAUUGCUUUGAAACUAUGUGAUGAAUUCUCUAUGUCUCCAUCACAAAGAGAAAUUGCCGAAAAUCUGUUGGAAAAAAGGUUACAAAUUGUCUGGGGUCCACCAGGAUCUGGAAAAACACAUUUUCUUGCAUUGUUUGUUACAUGGUAUCUGACUGUAGUAAAAUCUCGUACAGAAAAAAAAAAUUGUAUUAUUGGAAUUACUGCUUAUACUAAAGCUGCUAUAGAUAAUCUGUUAGAGC
This is a messenger RNA of Cetraspora pellucida, 633 nucleotides long. Lineage: Eukaryota; Fungi; Glomeromycota; Glomeromycetes; Diversisporales; Gigasporaceae. The record is from the annotation of a GenBank genome assembly.